AUGUUUCGCCGUUUCGUGACGACCCUACUAAGGUCGGGAUAUUGGAGAUCUACAAGGCCUGUGGGACAGUUGGACUUCUUUGGAUCAAGAUCGUUUUCCGUGGAUCCUACGCAAAGACGACUUGCCGUCCAGUUCACGUGUGGAGUUUGUGGCAGUCGUCAGGGACCAAAUACCUUUUCUCGGAAUUCCUACGAAAAAGGUGUCGUGAUUGUAAGGUGUGACCGGUGCCAAAAUCACCACGUUAUUGCUGAUAAUCUAGGCUGGGCCGAAACAUUGAGGAGGUUCUGCGCAAAAAAUCGCAAUGGGCCUAAAAUUAUUACAAAUUAA
Messenger RNA from Angiostrongylus costaricensis, 327 nucleotides. The record is from the annotation of a GenBank genome assembly. Lineage: Eukaryota; Metazoa; Nematoda; Chromadorea; Rhabditida; Metastrongylidae.